Molecule: messenger RNA, 2054 nt
Organism: Xiphophorus hellerii (green swordtail)
Lineage: Eukaryota; Metazoa; Chordata; Actinopteri; Cyprinodontiformes; Poeciliidae
Product: gastrula zinc finger protein XlCGF8.2DB-like
Exons: 2
Coding region: 1-1962 (653 amino acids)
Biological process (GO): regulation of transcription by RNA polymerase II
Molecular function (GO): DNA-binding transcription factor activity, RNA polymerase II-specific; RNA polymerase II cis-regulatory region sequence-specific DNA binding
Source: RefSeq, a predicted model, not a curated record
AUGAGAACUCAUACGGGUGUAAAGCCGUUUACAUGUGUGACUUGUGGAAAGAGUUUUAGUCAAAAAUCUAAUUUAACUCAGCAUAUGAUGAUUCACACUGGUGAAAAGCCGUUUUCAUGUGUGAACUGUGGAAAAAGUUUUUGUCUAAAACAGCAUUUAACUCAGCACAUGAUGAUUCACACUGGUGAAAAGCCUUUUUCAUGUGUGAACUGUGGAAAAAGUUUUAGUCGAAAACAGGUUUUAACUCAGCACAUGAUGAUUCACACUGGUGAAAAGCCAUUUUCAUGUGUGAACUGUGGAAAAAGUUUUAUUCAAAAACAGGAUUUAACUCAGCACAUGAGAAUUCACACAGGUGAAAAGCCGUUUUCAUGUGUGAACUGUGGAAAAAGUUUUAUUCAAAAACAGGAUUUAACUCAGCACAUGAGAAUUCACACAGGUGAAAAGCCGUUUUCAUGUGUGAACUGUGGAAAAAGUUUUAGUCUAAAACAGCAUUUAACUCAGCACAUGAGAAUUCACACAGGUGAAAAGCCAUUUUCAUGUGUGAACUGUGGAAAAUGUUUUAAUCAAAAAUCUAUUUUAACUAAGCACAUGAUGAUUCACACUGGUGAAAAUCCGUUUUCAUGCGUGAUCUGUGGAAAAAGCUUUAGUCAAAAACCGGCUUUAACUCAGCACAUGAUGAUUCACACUGGUGAAAAGCCAUUUUCAUGUGUGAAAUGUGGAAAAAGCUUUAGUCAAAAACCGGCUUUAACUCAGCACAUGAUGAUUCACACUGGUGAAAAGCCAUUUUCAUGCGUGACCUGUGGAAAGAGUUUUCGUCAAAAACAGGAAUUAACUCGUCACAUGAUGAUUCACACUGGUGAGAAGCCGUUUUCAUGUGUGACCUGUGGAAAAAGUUUUAUUCGAAAACAGGAUUUAACUCAGCACAUGAGGAUUCACACUGGUGAAAAGCCGUUUUCAUGUGUGACCUGUGGAAAAAGUUUUAGGGAAAAUAAGAAUUUAAUUUGUCACAUCAGGAUUCACACUGGUGAAAAGCCGUUUUCAUGUGUGAACUGUGGAAAAAGUUUUAGGGAAAAAAAGAAUUUAAUUGGUCACAUGAGGAUUCACACUGGUGAAAAGCCGUUUUCAUGUGUGACCUGUGGAAAAAGUUUUAGUACAAAACAGAGUUCAACUCACCAUAUGAUGACUCACACAGGUGAAAAGCCGUUUUCAUGUGUGACCUGUGGAAAAAGUUUUAGGGAAAAAAAUAAUUUAAUUGGUCACAUGAGGAUUCACACUGGUGAAAAGCCGUUUUCAUGUGUGAACUGUGGAAACCGUUUUAGGGAAAAAAAUAAUUUAAUUGGUCACAUGAGGAUUCACACUGGUGAAAAGCCGUUUUCAUGUGUGAACUGUGAAAAAAGUUUUAGUCAUAAACAGCAGUUAACUCACCACAUGAUGAUUCACACUGGUGAAAAGCCGUUUUCUUGUGUGAACUGUGGAAAAAGAUUUAGUCGAAAACAGCCAUUAACUCAACACAUGAUGGUCCACACUGGUGAAAAGCCGUUUUCUUGUGUGAACUGUGGAAAAAGUUUUAGUCAAAAACAGGUUUUAACUCAGCACAUGAUGAUUCACACUGGUGAAAAGCCGUUUUCAUGUGUGAACUGUGGAAAAAGUUUUAGUCGAAAAGAGCUAUUAACUAAACACAUGACGAUUCACACUGGUGAAAAGCCGUUUUCAUGUGUGAACUGUGGAAAAAGUUUUAGUCAAAAACAGGUUUUAACUCAGCACAUGAUGAUUCACACUGGUGAAAAGCCGUUUUCAUGUGUUACUUGUGGAAAAAAAUUUAGUCAAAAACAGUAUUUAUCUCAGCACAUGAUGAUUCACACUAGUGAAAAGCCGUUUUCAUGCGUUACGUGUGGAAAAAAAUUUAGUCAAAAACUGUAUUUAACUCGGCACUUGAGGCGUCACACAGGUGAAAAGCAGUAGAAGUAUUUUUCAUACAUGUCCUAUGUUGAGGUUCACUAUAGAACUGAUUUGGUUUAAAACUAGAAUGAAAGACUGGAGGGGUUUCAUGUCUA